AUGGCAUUGUCCGCUUGUCAGUCUUCCACAUUCACUUUUCCCUUUAUAGCUGGCACAACGCUGGUGUCAUUGACUGCCCAGGUGUUCAACCAGUCUAAUCCCUCCAUCUUCCCAAUUGAAACUUACGCGUCCACCCCGGUCCCCCUCAACCACAGUCUGUCUUUCUGCAAUGUGAGCUUGACAUACUCGCACCCGGGCUACAACGAUGCCGUGAAUACUAAUGUCUACUUACCCUUCAACAACGACUGGAAUGGCCGUUUGCUCGGCGUGGGCGGCGGAGGGUUCGACACAGGAGAAAACGCCAAGUUGAUGCUCGGCGGCUUGGUCCUGGGCUAUGCAGCAGUGUCUACUGAUGGCGGUCACCGUGGCGGGGCAUUUACGCCCGAUAUCGCUUCGGUGGCGGAUUGGGCCAUCCUCUCGCCUGGCAACAAUAACCUGCCUCUGAUAGAGGACUUUGCGACCACCUCAGUUCGCGACACCUCGAUGAUUAGCAAAUCCAUCUCUACAGCCUUCUAUGGCAAGUCGCCAAAGAAGGCGUAUUGGACUGGUUGCAGCCAAGGUGGACGACAGGGACAUAUGCUUGCCCAGCGAUACCCGGGCACGUACGACGGGAUUCUGGCCAAUGCCCCGGCCAUCAAUUGGGGGCAGUUCUUCCCCAACAUGUUGUGGCCGGCCGCCGUCAUGAACUCGAUCAAAUACUAUCCGGCGCCAUGUGAAAUUGCCGCCAUCACCACGGCGGCGGUCAAGGCAUGUGACGGCCUCGAUGGUGUCGUGGACGGUGUCAUCAGCAGAAACGAUCUCUGCCACUUCGACGCCACCACCGUGGUCGGCCAGGAGAUUAACUGUGACGAAACCGGACAGCUCGUUGACACAGACACAGACACAAACGUCACUACCUACAAGGUCAAAAUCUCUCAAGGAGCUGCAACCAUGAUGAAUCUGACGUGGCAAGGAUCGACUUCAGCAGAUGGCCUCUUUGAGUGGUAUGGCUAUGGACGUGGGGCGGAUAUUUCCGUGACAGGCAACACCACCUGUGAGCUCGCCGACGCCAGCGGCGAGUCCGACUCGCGCUUUAAUUGCACAGCCGUACCUCUCUUGCUGGGGGAGAAUUGGAUCCGGAAAUUCAUCUACGCGGUCCCCGAAGACAACCUCAAGACCCACGCUGCCAGCGGACCAGUCCCGCCAUGGUCGUUUAUGGCCAACAUCACCUCUCGCGAGGCUUACGACGAGAUCUUCAAGCUCUCGCUCGUGACCUUUACGGACUGGCUGGAAACCGCGUCCUCCAACCUUGACGACUUCCGCAAGCGUGGAGGCAAACUCCUGACUUGGCACGGCGGGAACGACCAGUACAUUGCUCCCAACGGCACCGUGGACUACUACGAACGCGUUUUGGCGCGAGACCGCUCCCUUAGGGUCCAAACAUCUGACUACUACCGGUUCUUCGAGGCUCCAGGCCUCCCUCACUGCGCGAUGGGACCUGGCCCGUACCCAUUGACAGGUCUCGACGCCCUGGUCAAGUGGGUGGAGGAAGGUCAGGCGCCAGACACGUUGGAUGCUGUCAGCCUUCCAGAUGCCACCGGCCAGACGUGGGCAAGACCCCUCUGCCUCUAUCCAAAGAAGCAGGUCUGGAAUGGCAAAGGCAAUCCCAGAGAUCCCUCGGGGUGGACUUGUCAGUGA
Messenger RNA from Cladophialophora immunda, 1677 nucleotides. RefSeq lists its product as uncharacterized. The record is from RefSeq and is a predicted model, not a curated record. Bases 1 to 1677 code for a protein of 558 amino acids. The transcript has a single exon. Lineage: Eukaryota; Fungi; Ascomycota; Eurotiomycetes; Chaetothyriales; Herpotrichiellaceae.